Molecule: messenger RNA, 639 nt
Organism: Cladocopium goreaui
Lineage: Eukaryota; Dinophyceae; Suessiales; Symbiodiniaceae
Source: the annotation of a GenBank genome assembly
AUGGCGUUGGGUCAGUUACAGCACCUGGAAACCUUGUUCGUCAAGACCGGGUGGCUAUCUGCACAGUGCCAGGCCUUCAACGCAAAGAACGCCCAAGCCAUUGCAAACGGCACCAAGUUCAGGCAAAACCCAAACUUGUACGCCUUGGACACCUUCGUGGUGACUCCUAUGUCCAAGCCAGGGAAUUGCAAAGCCCGUGAAAAGGACAAAUUAGAAACAAUUGCAAGGGCAUGUAGAAUGUCGUCAUCAUUUUCGGAGCUCGUGAAUCCAUUUGGCCUCUUGGUUCAUAGCUUCGUGUCCCACUACUGGGGCCAUGACUUUAGCAGCACCGUGACGGCUCUUGACCUCUGGGCAGAUGCAAAUUACGACAGUCACGACAGAAUGACGUCAGAGAAGCAGUCUUUGGUCUUCUGGAUCUGCCUAUUUGCCUUGAACCAGCACAACGUGGCUGAGGAGGUUGGAGAAAAUCCCCGGCAGGGGCCAUUCAAUGCAGCACUGGCGCAAGCCACUGGUGGUGCAGUGAUGAUUUUAGAUGAGGAAAUUCGACCGUUCAGUCGUGUGUGGUGUUUGUUCGAGAUUUCUCGUUUGAAGGACUUGGACCGGCCAUUCGAACUGAUCUGUAGCGAUGUCCCAACCUGA